AUGGGUAAAAGAAAGAAGGCCACUAGAAAGCCACAAAGGAGGCUUGCUCUCAAACUAGACACGAAGUUUAACUGUCUUUUCUGCAACCAUGAUAAAUCAGUAAACUGUACAUUGGAUAAAAAGAACAGUAUAGGAUCACUGCAGUGUAAGAUAUGCGGACAGUCGUUUCAAACACGUAUCAAUGGUCUUUCACAGCCGGUUGAUGUUUACAGCGAUUGGUUUGAUGCCGUAGAAGAAGUUAAUACUGGUCGUGGCAGUGAAAGUGAAGAAGAUGAAGAUAGUGAUAGUGAUUAUGAGAGCGAUUCUGACGAGGAGAAACCAACAAGAGGUGCUACUGCCGGUGCAGGGAAAGGAGAUAUAAUAGAUAGUGAUGAAGAAGAAGUAGAGCAAGAUGAAGAAGACGACGACGAUGAUGAAGACGAAAGAAUUGCACAUAAGCGCGGGCGUGGUGCCCUUGUAGACAGUGAUGAUGAAUAA
Messenger RNA from Zygosaccharomyces rouxii, 477 nucleotides. RefSeq names its product Elf1p (gene ELF1). Gene Ontology annotation, biological process: transcription elongation by RNA polymerase II. The transcript has a single exon. The coding region runs from base 1 to 477 and encodes 158 amino acids. The record is from RefSeq and is a predicted model, not a curated record. Gene Ontology annotation, cellular component: transcription elongation factor complex. Gene Ontology annotation, molecular function: RNA polymerase II complex binding. Lineage: Eukaryota; Fungi; Ascomycota; Saccharomycetes; Saccharomycetales; Saccharomycetaceae.